GGGUACAGGGGAGGGACUGAUGGGGCCGCAGGGCAGAGCGGGGCCCUCGCAGCUGGUUUGGGGUGACACGGUGGAACUGCGUCUCCACAUCCCGUCCCCUACCCCGGGUGCUGAGCAGGCCGAGGGGGGCACUUGGCCAUCCGGGCAGGGCUGGGGCCGGUUGGCCCGGCGGGGCUGGGUGGGGGCCGGUGGGUGACAGGGGGACACAGUCCCGGGCCGAGCAGGGGACAGGGUGGGGCCAGGAUGGGGUGUCAUCGCUGCGGUGUGGGGUCCCACAGGGCCGGGACUAGUGUGGCGUGUCCUGGGGACCCCUUUUCAUGAGGUGCCCCCAAAUGGGUGGGGGAUAAAUAUUGUCUGGGAGUGUGGGUGUUCUGGUGCCGAGACAGGGCCAGUGCUGCAGUGGGCAUGCUGGGGCCGUUCUGGGCUGUAUGAGACCCUGGCAAAAAUCGAGUUCUGCAUCCCACCCCUCUGGAGCUGCCUGGGGCAAGGGGUGCAGGCAGGGUCCUGGGGGACAGCUGCAGUGCUGGCAGCUGGUGAGGGUCCCGCUGUGUCUGGGUGGGCAUGAGGUCCAGGGGCAUCCUCCAGCAGCAGGCUUGAGCCCCAGUGAGUGCAUGUUGGGCUGUCAUAUUCAGUGUGACUGUCCCCACACUGCGAGACUCGCUGCAUGUCCCUGCUCAGCAUCACAGACCACCGGGCAGCGGGUCCCACGCUCGCAGCCGGGGGCUCAGGGGGACGUGGGGAGCAGGAGGGAGCUCAGUGCCUGGCUCUGAGCUAGGGUGUCCAUGGAUCCUCCAUGUCCAUGGGGUCCUCCAUGCACGAGGCUUUGGGGUCCCGCUUUCUGAGCGUGGCCCAUGCCAGGCCCAGCCAAGCGGGUCAGGAGGGUCACGGGGCUGCAGGAUCCCAUGCCAGGGAUGCUGAGCUACCCCAGCCUCACUGCCUCCCAGAGCUGUGGGCACCGGGGCCGGCUGUGCCUGGUGAUAAGCCCGGGGGUGCCAGCUUGGCUUCCUGUGGGUGGCCACGGCCCCGCUGGAGUCACCCGGGAUCUUCCCCUUGGGCUGCGGGUCCGGCUCCAGCCCAGACCUCAGCCUGCCUGCGGCUUCCUGGAGAGCUGCAGGGACGGGGCGGGAGGGAUCAGGGAUGGGGCGGGAGGCUCCUGUACUGCUGUUCCAGGGCCCUCCCCGCCGAGGGGGGUCAGGGUCCCCAUGUCCUUACCCACGUCCCCCCCUGCAGCUGCCAUGGAUGACAUCUUCACACAGUGCCGGGAGGGCAACGCGGUGGCCGUGCGGCUGUGGCUGGACAACACCGAGAACGACCUCAACCAGGGGGACGACCAUGGGUUCAGCCCCCUGCACUGGGCCUGCCGCGAGGGCCGCUCCAACGUGGUGGACAUGCUCAUCAUGCGCGGCGCCCGCAUCAACGUCAUGAACCGCGGCGAUGACACCCCGCUGCACCUGGCCGCCAGCCACGGCCACCGGGACAUCGUGCAGAAGCUGAUGCAGUUCAAAGCAGACAUCAAUGCAGUGAAUGAGCACGGGAACACACCGCUGCACUAUGCCUGCUUCUGGGGACAUGAGCAGGUGGCUGAGGACCUGGUGGGCAGCGGGGCCCUGGUCAGCAUUGCUAACAAAUAUGGUGAGACCCCCACAGACAAGGCCAAGACGCCACUGAGAGAGGUCCUGAAAGAGCGUGCUGAGAAGCUGGGCCAGAGCCUCACCAAGAUCCCCUACAAGGACACCUUCUGGAAGGGCACAACCCGCACCCGGCCCAGGAAUGGGACCCUGAACAAACUCGCUGGGAUUGACUUCAAACAGCUGAGCCUGAGCCACAAACUGAACGAGAACCAGUCGGGAGAGCUGUGGAAGGGGCGCUGGCAGGGCAAUGACAUCGUCAUCAAAAUGCUGAAGAUCCGGGACUGGACGACGCGAAAGAGCCGGGACUUCAACGAGGAGUACCCAAAGCUGCGGAUCUUUUCCCACCCCAAUGUGCUGCCGGUGCUGGGUGCCUGCCAGGCCCCUCCAGCUCCUCACCCCAUUGUCAUCAGCCAUUGGAUGCCCUACGGCUCCCUGUACAACGUCCUGCACGAGGGAACCAAUUUUGUGGUGGACCAGAUGCAGGCGGUGAAGUUUGCCUUCGAUAUCGCGCGGGGCAUGGCCUUCCUGCACACGCUGGAGCCCCUCAUCCCACGGCACCACCUCAACAGCCGCAGCGUCAUGAUCGAUGAGGACAUGACGGCACGGAUCAGCAUGGCCGACGUCAAGUUCUCCUUCCAGUGCCCGGGGCGGAUGUACGCCCCGGCCUGGGUGGCCCCCGAAGCCCUGCAGAAGAAACCAGAGGAGAUCAACCGGCGCUCGGCUGACAUGUGGAGCUUCGCGGUGCUGCUGUGGGAGCUGGUGACACGUGAGGUGCCCUUCGCUGACCUGUCCAACAUGGAGAUUGGUAUGAAGGUAGCGCUGGAGGGGCUGCGUCCCACCAUCCCCCCUGGCAUCUCCCCCCACAUCUGCAAACUGAUGAAGAUCUGCAUGAACGAGGACCCAGCCAAGCGCCCCAAGUUCGACAUGAUCGUGCCCAUCCUGGAGAAGAUGCAGGAGAAGUAGAGAGGAGGCGCCUCCCCCCUCCAGUGCUGCCUUGCGCCCCCCGCCACCCCCAAGUGCCUUUAGCCCUCGAGCCAGGGGGAGCAGAGGACACCCCUGACCCUGAGCCAGCCACGGACACACGGUACAGAUGGCACUGCCUGCGCCGGAGCGCUGCAGGCUCCGGACCCCCGCCCAGGGCAGCCCUAACCCAGCCUCUGGGCAGCCCCCGGCCCAGUGCAGCCCCCCUACCCCAGGGCACGGCGUGUGGCUUGGCCCUGCUGCUGGGGGAUGGGGCUGUGGGGCCCCCUGUCCCCCUUGCUGGCCAAAGCCCAAGCCAGGACUCAGCCCCCCAAGGCUGGGGGGGAAGGGGCAGGCCAGGAGAGGCCACCUGUGGUGCCCAGCACUGCCCCCGCUUCGCGCUUCACUGGCCACUUCCCUCUGGCCCCACAAUGGCCACUGGCAACCAAAUAAACUUUUGGUAUGGAA
This is a messenger RNA of Onychostruthus taczanowskii (white-rumped snowfinch), 3059 nucleotides long. RefSeq names its product integrin linked kinase (gene ILK). The record is from RefSeq and is a predicted model, not a curated record. Gene Ontology annotation, cellular component: stress fiber; focal adhesion. The transcript has 12 exons. Gene Ontology annotation, biological process: cell-matrix adhesion; protein phosphorylation; substrate adhesion-dependent cell spreading. Bases 852 to 2594 code for a protein of 580 amino acids. Gene Ontology annotation, molecular function: protein kinase activity; protein binding; ATP binding. NCBI's taxonomy places the organism in Eukaryota, Metazoa, Chordata, Aves, Passeriformes, Passeridae.